AUGAGCGAGCAGGAGGUGACCUACUCAGAACUGAAAUUUCACACUCCUACUCAACAGCAAAGCAGACAAAGAGCUGAGAUCGCCAAGAACAAAGAUUCUCCUUCUCCUCUGUGGAGGAUCUUUGCAGUAAUCUUUGGAAUCCUCUGCUUGGCUUUGCUGGUAACAUCAGGGCUCUUGGGUGCUCUGGUAUGCAGAUGGCAGCAAAACUUCAGCCAGCAGCAGGGAAUUCUGGAAAAUCUUACCUGCCAGCAAAUUAUUUUGGAAAACCAAACUCGUGAGCUACAGGAAAUCCUAGAAAACCUCACAUCGGAGAGAGAUCAUCUUCAAGUCCAGAAUACUAAUUUCUUGAACACUUUGCAGUCACUUUCUUUCAAUGGAAACAACUGCAUAAUCUGUUCAAAGGACAAAUUGAUGCAAAAUGGUGAGGACUGUUACUACUUUUCUAUUAAAAUAUAGAGUUGGUUUGAGUGUAAAGUGUAUUGCUCUUCCCUGGCCUCUAGACUGAUGAAAAUAGAAAACAAGGAAGAGCCGGUAGAGAUUGCCUCUAAAACACUGGAUUAUUCCUCUUACUGGAUUGGAUUAUCCCAUAAUGGAGCAGGUGGGCCCUGGUUAUGGGAGGACAGCACAGCUCUCUCCAUUGAUGUGUAA
Molecule: messenger RNA, 648 nt
Organism: Emys orbicularis (European pond turtle)
Lineage: Eukaryota; Metazoa; Chordata; Testudines; Emydidae
Product: killer cell lectin-like receptor 2
Exons: 5
Biological process (GO): cellular response to molecule of fungal origin
Molecular function (GO): (1->3)-beta-D-glucan binding
Source: RefSeq, a predicted model, not a curated record